CACGGAUAAGAACUCCAACAAUACAAAACAAAAGAACUUUCCCUUCCACACUUCCACUUCUUCUUCUUCUCCCUCCAUUUCAAAAUCACAUCCCUAAAACGGAAGAAAAACAGAGAGAGUGAUACACAUGUCUGUUUUGGGUGCAAGCACUUCCCACAUUCUCUACCCACCACUUCACCAACACCACUUUCUAACCAAUGCGAAGCGUUGUAGUUUUCUCAGUACAGAUUUUGGAGAUCACCGGCGCAGGGAGCUCCGGAUCAAGGCCGAGGCUGGCUUUUGGCCGGAUUUGUCAAGACCCGCCUCGGUGGAAAUGGAAUCCAUCGACGAUUCCGAUCAACUAGAUCGGAUUUUGAUCCACGCUCAACACCUUUCUCAGCCAAUUCUUAUUGAUUGGAUGGCAACUUGGUGUAGGAAAUGCAUCUACUUGAAGCCUAAACUCGAGAAACUUGCUGCUGAUUAUGUUACCAAAGCAAAAUUCUACUAUGUAGAUGUGAAUAAGGUCCCUCAAUCUCUUGUAAAACGUGGAAACAUAUCUAAAAUGCCGACAAUUCAGUUAUUAAUUUAUUAGCUUUGGAAAGAUGGAGAAAUGAAAGCAGAAGUAAUUGGAGGGCACAAAGCUUGGCUUGUGAUUGAAGAAGUUAGAGAAAUGAUCCAAAAGUUUGCUUCAUAAUAUUUUGUUCACGACUCUUCCUUUGUUCAUUUAUUAUAAUUACUUCAUCUUCAACCUCCCCUUACCUGAAUUGUCAAAAUCUUGACACCUUUAAUUUUAGGUUGUUUGCACCUAAUAUCAAUCACAUAUGUAUCUAUCUCUUCAUUGUACACAUUACAUACAAAUAUUUUACCUUCUCUUCAAUAUAGUAUUUAAAGAAUGAAAAGCUGCAA
Molecule: messenger RNA, 885 nt
Organism: Cucumis sativus (cucumber)
Lineage: Eukaryota; Viridiplantae; Streptophyta; Magnoliopsida; Cucurbitales; Cucurbitaceae
Product: thioredoxin-like 3-1, chloroplastic
Exons: 5
Coding region: 128-571 (147 amino acids)
Cellular component (GO): chloroplast stroma
Source: RefSeq, a predicted model, not a curated record